Messenger RNA from Myripristis murdjan (pinecone soldierfish), 1311 nucleotides. Its product is annotated as deoxynucleoside triphosphate triphosphohydrolase SAMHD1-like. The annotation marks the transcript as partial. The record is from RefSeq and is a predicted model, not a curated record. Gene Ontology annotation, molecular function: dGTPase activity. Lineage: Eukaryota; Metazoa; Chordata; Actinopteri; Holocentriformes; Holocentridae. Gene Ontology annotation, cellular component: nucleus. The transcript is spliced from 14 exons. Gene Ontology annotation, biological process: dGTP catabolic process; regulation of innate immune response; defense response to virus.
AUGGACAGCCAAGAGCCAAAGAAGGUCUUUAAUGAUCCCAUCCAUGGGCACAUGGAGAUACACCCUCUCCUUGUCAAAUUCAUUGACACUCCCCAGUUUCAAAGACUACGAAACAUCAAGCAGCUGGGUCCAGUCUACUAUGUCUACCCUGGAGCAUCCCACAACCGUUUUGAACACUCCAUUGGAGUGGCGCACCUAGCAGGACAGUUUCUACAAGCUCUGAGAGACCGGCAGCAAAAGCUUGGCAUCACUGAUGAAGACAUCCUUUGUGUGCAGAUCGCUGGUCUCUGCCAUGACCUUGGACAUGGGCCUUUUUCUCAUUUGUUCGAUGGAAGAUUCAUUCCUGAAGUAAAGAAGCGAGAACAGCAACCAUCAAACAAUGACGACUGGAAGCAUGAGGACGCUUCUAUAAUGAUGUUUGAUCACAUGGUGGAAGUUAAUAAGUUGGAGGAGGAGAUGAAGGAGUACAAGCUGGUUCCGGAUGAGGACCUUGAAUUCAUCAAGCAGCUGAUAGUUGGACGCCCACGCAGUGAAAAUGUCAGUCAGUCAUUGCCACACACUACCAGUGGAAGAGGCAAGGACAAGUCUUUCCUCUAUGAAAUCGUGGCCAACAAAACCAGUGGCAUUGAUGUCGAUAAGUGGGACUACCUCGCCAGGGAUUGCCAUCAUCUGGGCAUUCCCAUGAGCUUUGACUAUCACCGCCUCCUGAUGUUUGCCAGGGUGUGUAAGGUUAAGGAACAGACAUACAUCUGCAUCAGAGACAAGGAAGCAGCAAAUCUGUAUGACAUGUUCCACAGAAGGUUCUCUCUCCACAAAAUAGCCUGCCAGCACAGAGUGAGCAACAUCAUAGCAUACAUGAUCACAGAGGCCCUUUUAGAGGCAAAUGAACACAUCAAGAUUGAUGGACUCAAACUUUCUGAAACCAUCCAUGACAUGAGCUCCUACACCAAGCUGACAGACAGCGUGUUUGAUCAAAUACUCAACUCCUCUGAUGACAAUCUAAAGGGGGCAAAAGAGAUCCUCAACAAGAUUGUCCAUCGACAGAUCUACAAAUGUUUGGGCAAGAUUCCUAGCAAGGAAAAGAUGAGGGAAAUCAAAAACAAGUGGGAAGAAGACAAAAAAACUCAGACACACCUCCAGGAUUUCAUACUCGAUGUUGUUACUCUGGAUUAUGGGAUGAAGGGUGAGAAUCCCAUUGAUAACGUGUAUUUCUACAGCAAGAAGAACCCUGACAAACCAAAAAGGAUAAGCAAGGAACAGGUGUCCAAGCUCCUCCCAGCGGAUUUUAAUGAGACGUUCCUCAGGGUCUAC